Messenger RNA from Danio aesculapii, 2376 nucleotides. It is a transcript of the gene senp3a, whose product is annotated as SUMO specific peptidase 3a. Gene Ontology annotation, cellular component: nucleus. Gene Ontology annotation, biological process: protein desumoylation. The record is from RefSeq and is a predicted model, not a curated record. The coding region runs from base 217 to 1812 and encodes 531 amino acids. Lineage: Eukaryota; Metazoa; Chordata; Actinopteri; Cypriniformes; Danionidae. The transcript has 11 exons. Gene Ontology annotation, molecular function: deSUMOylase activity.
CGGCGGAAGAAGAGCGUUUUCGCUGUAAAGAAGCGCCAGCUCUCAUUGAAUGAGCCAAGAUUUAAAUUAGCCUUUAUUUUCUCUUUCAUUUUCUGUCCUCGAAAAGCUUAGUUACCCGCUUUUUGCCUUGGCGGACAACGCCUGAGCUUUUGGCGAGAGCAUACGGUUAAACGUGAAGGAGGCAGGCUGGCGCAGGUUGUAGGGUGCUCCUGGAUCAUGAGAGACAGUGGCAGCAGCCUGGCUCAAACACACUGGUCCAAUGAGCUGACGCUGACCGCUGGGCAGGAGGGCGCCGGGGGUGGGGGGGCCAUUGGAGGGGGUCAUUUAAUGAACCCAGCCAUGGCUCAACAUGCCCUGAGCCCAGCCCAUUUCAAACUAGGGCGCAGGGAGGAGGACGUCAGGAUGUGGGGUGCAGACUAUACUGUCCCCGAGGUGGAGGACGAUGAAGAGGAAGAAGAGGAUGAUGUGGAGAUGGAGAGUGGAGAGGAUCUGGAGGAUAAAGACGUUUUCCGUCUUCAAGAUCAAGGUGAUGACAAGGAUUGGGGCACUCCGGAGCACUCGCAGGUAGCAGAAAUGGAUGUCAGGGUUACUGAUGACUUUACCCACUGCACGGCGCAGAGGAGACCCAUUCUGCUCAAAGAAAGAAGGCUAGCCCGGUUGCCAAAUCGGGGCCGAAGGUACCUGAGCAUUCGUUAUCGUCUGGCUCAGCACUGGAGAACUUGGCGCCAGCGAGCCAAAUGGGCUGGAACUAUGGGAUACAGGAGGGUUCGCAGAUGUCAUAGAAGACGUUACUUUGGCAGUCAACAUUUCCAGAGGCCGCCGGGACGUUCGUUGUUAAAUGGGGACCCAGAAGGCCGUUUACAUGGAACCGAGACAUCUGACUCCUGUAGCACAAAUGGGGCCCCGAAGGGAAGAGAUGGUCUCCAUGGAGCAGUCUUGGGAGACCGAGAGGGACGAGCCUCCCCCGCUAAUGUCCAGUCUCAACGGGAAAAGACCUCCUUACAGAAUCAACUCAGCAGUGAACACAUUUCUUGUGUACAAGGUAUUCUGGAUGAGUUUCUCCAGCAGUAUGGCAGUUUGAUUCCCGUUCAUGUGGAUGAGGUGGUGGAGAAGCUUCAAGAGAUUUUUACUGAGAGCUUCUCAAGUCUUCAGAGGAAGAUAAUGGUGCAACAUUUAAUGCAGUCCUACCAGCGUAUGUCUGGAAGUGCAAUGAUGCGGGGGUUUCGUGUAAAUUACAAGCGUCACGUCCUCGUCAUGGAUGAUCUGACAACACUUUAUGGCCAGAAUUGGCUCAAUGAUCAGGUCAUGAACAUGUAUGGGGAUUUGGUCAUGGAUGCUGCCCCUGAAAAGGUCCACUUUUUUAACAGCUUCUUUUAUGACAAACUUCGGACAAAAGGAUACGAAGGUGUCAAACGGUGGACAAAAAAUGUUGACAUUUUCCAGAAGAAGUUCUUGUUGAUCCCUAUUCAUCUGGAAGUGCACUGGUCAUUAGUGUGUGUGAACGUUCCUCAGCGUAGCAUCACAUACUUUGAUUCCCAGAGGACCCUAAACCGCCGAUGUCCAAAACAUAUUGCCAAAUACCUGCAAGCAGAGGCAAUCAAGAGAGAACAGAAGGACUUUUACACAGGGUGGAAAGGCUUUUUUAAAAUGAAUGUGGCAAGGCAGAACAAUGACAGUGAUUGUGGAGCUUUUGUCCUUCAGUACUGUAAGUGCCUGGCCCUGGAACAGCCUUUCAGCUUCGGCCAACAGGAUAUGCCCAAGCUACGGAGACAAAUGUACAAAGAACUGUGUCACUGUAAACUGUCUCUGUGAGACCGUAGAAGAGCAAGAGAGAUCCGUGACAUCUUUCACUUCUAAAUAAGCUCCAAGUCCAGACAGCAGGGGACGUGCAAACGUUUUAUCCCCCUUUUCUUUCCAUGACUUUGUAUUUUGACUUGGUGAAUGCCAUCCUCCGUUCGGCCCAGUUGUUUAUUUGCUCAGAUAAAAAAAAAGAAAAAAAGAAAGUUGGUUUCUAGAAAUGAGAGGGAGAUCAACCUCAGUGAACUGUUCAUUAGGUGCCGCCAUUUUGUUGGCAAUUACUUUUUUCAUGUUCUUGAUGUCAGUAACUUGUAUGCUAAAAUGGUAAUACCAUUGAGUGGUGAAAGGAGACUUGCAGACAUUUUAAAAAUGUAUUGCGCUAUACACAUACUGAGUCAAUAUGGACCACGACACUAUAUUAUUUUUGUUUGUUCAAUAUUGUUUGUCUGUCGUUAUGUACCUGUGCGAUUUAAGAUGCAAAAGUAUGGAGACGGAAAAAAAAAAGUGCAGCUGUAAAUUAAACCGUUUUAUAUCUUUUGAGAUGCAUACGUUGUUGUAAGCUGUACUAAUAAAAAACAU